AUGUCCAGAACCCUCCCAGUAUAUCAAGCCUUCCUUGCAAGCCUCCAACCUAUUCUGCCCUCCACUCUUCCCGCGGACGAGGCCUGUCCGAUAUGUAAGACCUACUUUCGGGAAGUGUACAUUCAACUUCUGGAGACGGUUAACGAAGAUACCUUCGCUUUGCUCCAACACCUCCCUUUCGCUCUCCCAUACCUACAGCUUGAUGACCCGCCCGUUCGCCUCCCAUGCACUGCCGGCCAUGUCUUCGGUCUAUCCUGCCUGAAGUCCUGGAUGGAAACCAGCAGGCAAGGGAAUUGCCCCUACUGCACCGAAUCAAUCUGCAGGUAUACAUCAAUUCCGCCGCUCACUGCGCGACACAGACAACGCAUUGACUUCGACGAGGAGGAAGCGCGUAUCGAUACGCUUGAUGCGCGGAGAUUGAUCACGGACUGCAGGAGGUGGACAAGUGAGCAGCGAGUGAGGAUCCAGGACCAUCCUUCCGAAAUACUCUUACGAUUCAUGGUCAACAUUGCAAUGCGCUUGCAAAGACCCAAGAUGCAGGAGAUAGAUUAUCUGUUUGUACAGUUCAACAAAACGCACGACGAUCCGCUGGACGAGGUAUAUCCGGAAAGGCCACAUGAACGCAAAGGUGGUGUUUACAAGCAGUGGGUUCUCGAACUUGCCAAAGCUGUGGAGCUCGCGGACGGGCAGUAUCCAGAAUGGCUGAAGCUACUACUGACACCCGAGGCCACGAUCAUGCACUCGAGGCUAUCGGUGGUGCUGUGGCUAGCGAGAGACGAGAUCUUGACCCCCAGCGCACUUGCUGACCGUCUUAUUGAAGACGUAAAGUUGGCAUGGAUAGACCAUCUUCACCCGCAUGCGCGUUUGAACAUCUUCUUGGAGCUAACGGUGAACGCAUACGUCGGCCGGGAGCGGUUGCUCACGGAAUUGAAGUAUAAGCACAAUCGCUACCCAGAGGCUCCUGGGGAGCCUGAUCGAGAUGAUCAAAGCGGUGAAGGCGGCGGACAAGACGAUGAUCGGAACAUGGCUAAUAGAGAGGAUGACCUUGAUGGUGGGGAUACCGAAAUGCGGGAUGCCGAGCGAGGCCUAUUCGAUGCGAUUCAUUCUAAUACAAUGAGUAAGAACAUGUGGACCGGCGCCUUAAGUGACAGACUCUACCCUAGCAUUGUCGUGGUUGAGGAUUGUUCGACAUAG
Messenger RNA from Trematosphaeria pertusa, 1194 nucleotides. RefSeq lists its product as uncharacterized. NCBI's taxonomy places the organism in Eukaryota, Fungi, Ascomycota, Dothideomycetes, Pleosporales, Trematosphaeriaceae. The record is from RefSeq and is a predicted model, not a curated record. The coding region runs from base 1 to 1194 and encodes 397 amino acids. The transcript is spliced from 2 exons.